UUAGAAUUUUGAUUGAAUUUGAAAGGUUAGGAAUUGGAGAAAUUAAUUCUUAGAAAUUAAGAGACUAAUAACAACAAAUAGUACACUGUAAUUUUUGUUAUGAGUACUAUUUGACUGUGUACAUAAAAUGGAUCGGCAGUUGUUGAAAAUAUUGAAUCCCGUAUUUACUUCGUUUUAUCGUUCGAAAGGUUUUAGGGCUCGUGGUGGAUUACGAUACCCCGGAGGUAUUGUUUAUUUCCCUAGGUCUCCCGAUUACAAAGACCCUGAAUACACACCAUCGAAAUUGUUUAGGGUAGAAAGAAUUCGUCCUGUUAAAAAUAAUCCGUGGUGGCAAAAACUUAUUUUGAGAGAACUUAAAAUUGAUGAAGAAAACCGAGUAACAAUCGUUAAAAACAUACCUGAAAUAAAUAGCAGAUUAUGGAAGAUAAAACACCUUAUCAAACUGACACCAAUUAGUUUUCCUUAUGGUGAACCAAGUGAAGAGGAUAUAAACCAUACAAUUUUAAAAGAAAAUGGCGAGUGUAUAGUAACAAAAACUUUAGCUCCUCAUCAAAACCAAGUUGAAGCCUUGGACAAAUUUGAUAAUGAUAAAAAUAAAAUGGAUUCAACUACAAUAAAAAAGGAUUCUAGACAUAAAUGGAACAAUGCCUAUGGAGGAGGAUUUUAAUAUAGAAAUUGAUUAUUUAUCCUUUAGUUUUAGUAGAAAUAAAACAGUACAAUAUUAAA
Papilio polytes (common Mormon) is the source of this 726-nucleotide messenger RNA. It is a transcript of the gene mRpL30, whose product is annotated as 39S ribosomal protein L30, mitochondrial. Bases 128 to 667 code for a protein of 179 amino acids. Gene Ontology annotation, cellular component: large ribosomal subunit; mitochondrion. The transcript has 3 exons. Gene Ontology annotation, biological process: translation. Gene Ontology annotation, molecular function: structural constituent of ribosome. The record is from RefSeq and is a predicted model, not a curated record. NCBI's taxonomy places the organism in Eukaryota, Metazoa, Arthropoda, Insecta, Lepidoptera, Papilionidae.